AUUCAUUUAUUGUUGCUGUUGCUUCAGUUGAGUCAUUGCAUCUGCAAACUUGAGUUGCUUAGGAAAAAAUUCUGUAUCAUGUUUCAGUUAAUCAUCUACUGUUUACUUCCAUUGCUCACCUUUGGUGCCAUUAACUGGGAAGAUUGUGGUCAAGCUGAUAGAUCAUUGGUUUUGCGCAAGUUCAAUGUAAAAGGUGACAAAGUGUUCGUUGAUGGCAACAAUUCAAUCGAAGCUGAGGUUGACUUCAGUCUACUCGAUCCUUUAGACGAAGAAGUUACAAUGAGCUCUGAAUUCAGAAGGUACUUUUCAAUUCUUGGUGUUGAAGCAAGUGUCAAAAUUCCAUGUAGGAGCGAUGUUGGAAGCUGUUCUGGUUCUUUUUGCUAUUUUGUUGAUUCAUAUAAAAAUUUGGCCAAUACUUUUGCUGCUCAACUCAAGGUGCCACCAAGUUGCAAAAUGCAAGUUGGACGUUACAUGGGAAACGUCUCUUAUCCGAUUCCACUCAAAGAUAUCGGACAUGUUAUGUCAGCAGCCCUUCAAUUUGCUGCUUCGGGUAAAUAUGGGUUGGUCAUGCGCUGGUAUUACAGAGAUGCUGAAAUCGGCUGUGUUUCAAUCAUGGCUGAUGUAGAAUUCAAACUCUAGACUUGAACCUUUUUCUAAAAUCAUUACCAAAGAAUACAAUAAAUGUUACCUGAUGAACCAACUUGUUACAUUGUCAAAUUUUUCUUCUAACUCUGAAUUCAUCGUGAUUUGUCUAAGCUAUCAUUUUGGUAGUUUCAAUUUAGAUUAAAAUUUAUCAAUUUAGCAA
Tetranychus urticae (two-spotted spider mite) is the source of this 805-nucleotide messenger RNA. Lineage: Eukaryota; Metazoa; Arthropoda; Arachnida; Trombidiformes; Tetranychidae. The record is from RefSeq and is a predicted model, not a curated record.